GCCCGGCGCUCGCACUCCGGCCCCGCCGCCCCGCCGCGCUCACCCUCUGUGCCCUCUCCGCGCCCGCCCCGGGCCCAGCCGCCGCCGCAGCCAUGGACGCCAUCAAGAAGAAGAUGCAGAUGCUGAAGCUCGACAAGGAGAACGCCUUGGACCGAGCCGAGCAGGCCGAGGCCGACAAAAAGGCGGCCGAGGACCGAAGCAAACAGCUGGAAGAUGACAUCGUGGCCAAGGAGAAGCUGCUGCGGGCGUCGGAAGAUGAGCGGGACCGGGUGCUGGAGGAGCUGCACCGGGCCGAGGACAGCCUCCUGGCCGCCGAUGAGACCGCCGCCAAGCUGGAAGACGAGCUGGUGUCGCUGCAAAAGAAACUCAAGGGCACUGAAGAUGAGCUGGACAAAUACUCUGAGGCUCUCAAAGAUGCCCAGGAGAAGCUGGAGCUGGCGGAGAAAAAGGCGACCGACGCGGAAGCUGAUGUGGCCUCCUUGAACAGACGUAUCCAGCUGGUUGAGGAAGAGCUGGAUCGUGCCCAGGAGCGCCUGGCCACAGCCCUGCAGAAGCUAGAGGAGGCUGAGAAGGCCGCAGACGAGAGCGAGAGAGGCAUGAAAGUCAUUGAAAGCCGAGCCCAAAAAGAUGAGGAGAAAAUGGAAAUUCAGGAGAUCCAGCUGAAAGAGGCCAAGCACAUUGCUGAGGAUGCUGACCGCAAGUAUGAAGAGGUGGCCCGGAAGCUGGUCAUUAUUGAGAGUGACCUGGAGCGCGCGGAGGAGCGGGCCGAGCUCUCAGAAGGCAAAUGUGCCGAGCUUGAAGAAGAAUUGAAAACUGUGACCAACAACCUAAAGUCCCUGGAGGCUCAAGCCGAGAAGUACUCACAGAAGGAAGACAAAUACGAGGAAGAGAUCAAGGCCCUUUCCGACAAGCUGAAGGAGGCUGAGACCCGGGCUGAGUUCGCAGAGCGGUCAGUAACUAAGUUGGAGAAAAGCAUUGAUGACUUAGAAGAGAAAGUGGCCCAUGCCAAGGAAGAAAACCUUAGCAUGCAUCAGAUGCUGGAUCAGACUUUACUGGAGUUAAACAACAUGUGAACACCUCCUUAGCUGCGGCCACAUGCUUUCAUGUCGUGUUUGAUUUUGUUUUCUUUCAUUGUUGUUUGUUUGAUUAUGAGACACCUACUUCAUGAACCCCCUUCAGUGCAUUUUUAUUUACUUUAAACCACUGUCACAGAGCCUCCCCAAGGGGCAAGGGAAACACCUCUCACACGGGCAGGCCCAGGACGAUUCCAUUGUGCCAUUUCCCGGGCGGACAAUGCCGUUGCCGUCACCCCUAGCGAGUUGUAGCGAUGCAGAGUGCUCAGUGUGAACCCCUCCCUGGCACAGGAAAUGUCCCACGCAAAGUGCCAACAGCAUGGCCAGCCAGAAGGUGAAUAUUGGAAAGACAAUCAGGUGUGGAUUGGUGCUACUUCAACCAAAGGUCCCCCUGGGGUCUUUUUGUUCAAUAGUGUCCAAUUUAGAAUUCUGUCCAACACUAAUUUAUUUUGUCUUUGAGUUCUAUGCAAGACGAGUCUGUGGAUCCUGUAUGCCCGAGUCCAGUAAAGCAAAGGGUUUGCACACCACACUGCUCUUCCUAGACAUCCAUUCCUCACCACUGGCACACUUGUUCCUCACGACUCGUAGGGUAGCAUUGGAAGUAGAUCUCCACCCUUCGUUUCUCCAUGUUUAAAGUCCAAGGCACUACAUGUAAUUGGUAAAGAAACAUUUUCUUAAGAGUUAUGACGAUAUCUGAACAUUGUAUAAUGAUAUGAAAUAAAAUGCACAUUGCAGAACA
Messenger RNA from Sorex fumeus (smoky shrew), 1812 nucleotides. RefSeq names its product tropomyosin 1 (gene TPM1). Gene Ontology annotation, cellular component: actin filament. The record is from RefSeq and is a predicted model, not a curated record. Gene Ontology annotation, biological process: cardiac muscle contraction; actin filament organization. Lineage: Eukaryota; Metazoa; Chordata; Mammalia; Eulipotyphla; Soricidae. Bases 93 to 1073 code for a protein of 326 amino acids. Gene Ontology annotation, molecular function: actin filament binding. The transcript has 10 exons.